ACAGGUUUCACAAUUUCCCGGAUGGGGCUGUGGUGGGUCACAGUGCGGCCUCUAGCUAGGAGGAUGGGGUGGCUUCCACUCCUGCUCCUUCUGAUUCAGUGCUCAUGGGCCCCUGGGCAGCGCUCGCCUUUGAACGACUUCCAGGUUCUCCGGGGCACGGAGCUGCAACACCCGCUGCACACUGCAGGGCCCGGGCCUUGGCAAGAGGACGCGGCAGAUGCUGAGGAGUGUGCACGCCGCUGCGGGCCCCUUCUGGACUGCAGAGCCUUCCACUACAACGUGAGCAGCCAUGGUUGCCAGCUCCUGCCAUGGACCCAGGACUCACCCCACACAUGGCUGCAGCGUUCAGGGCGCUGCGAUCUCUUCCAAAAGAAAGGUUAUGUACGGACCUGCAUCAUGGACAACGGGGUUGAGUACCGGGGUACCAUGGCCAUCACCAUGGGUGGCCUAACCUGUCAGCACUGGAGCCACAGAGUCCCCAAUGACCACAAGUACACGCCCACACUCCAGAAUGGCUUGGAGGAGAACUUCUGCCGAAACCCUGACAAUGACCCCAGAGGUCCCUGGUGCUACACCACGGACCCUGCUGUGCGCUUUCAGAGCUGCGGCAUUAAAUCGUGCCGGGAGGCCACUUGCUUUUGGUGCAAUGGGGAGGAUUACCGUGGCUCAGUGGACCGCACCGAGUCAGGACGCGAGUGUCAGCGCUGGGACCUGCAGCGCCCACACCCGCACCCCUUUGAGCCGGGCAAGUUCCUUGACAAAAACCUGGACGAUAACUACUGCCGGAACCCUGACAGCUCCGAGCGGCCCUGGUGCUAUACCACCGACCCUCGGGUGGAGCGAGAGUUCUGCGACAUCCCCAGCUGCGGGCCCGAGGCACGGCCGCGCCAAGAAGGCACGCCGCUCAAUUGCUUCCGUGGGAAGGGUGAGGGCUACCGGGGCACGGCCAACACCACCGCGGCGGGCAUGCCGUGCCAGCGUUGGGACUCGCAGAAUCCACAUCAACAUCGCUUUGUGCCCGAGAAAUACCCGUGCAAGGACCUUCGGGAGAACUUCUGCCGAAACCCCGAUGGCUCGGAGGCGCCCUGGUGCUUCACAUCGCGGCCUGGCAUGCGGGUGGCCUUUUGCUACCAGAUCCGGCGCUGCACGGACGAUGUGCGACCUGAGGACUGCUACUACGGCACGGGGGAGCAGUACCGCGGCUCUGUGAGCAAGACCCGCAAGGGCGUCCCGUGCCAGCGCUGGUCCGCGGAGACACCGCACAAGUCGCAAUUCACGCCCACCUCCGCUCCCGACGCGCACCUGGAGGAGAACUUCUGCCGGAACCCUGAUGGAGACAGCCACGGGCCCUGGUGCUACACUAUGGACCCCAGGACUCCGUUUGACUACUGUGCACUGCGGCGCUGCAAUGACGACCAACCACCAUCCAUCCUGGAGCCCCCAGACCAGGUUCUGUUUGAGAAAUGUGGGAAGCGGGCGCCGCGCCUGGACCAGCACCGCUCCAAGCUGCGCGUGGUCGGGGGCCAGCCCGGGAACUCGCCCUGGACCGUCAGCUUGCGCAACCGGCAGGGCCAGCACUUCUGCGGAGGGUCCCUGGUGAAGGAGCAGUGGGUGCUGACCGCCCAGCAGUGCUUUCCCUCUUGCCGUGAGCCGCUCACGGGCUACGAGGUGUGGUUGGGCACCAUGUUCCAGAACCCGCAGCCCACGGAGCCAGGCCUGCAGCGGAUCCCAAUAGCCAAAAUGGUGUGUGGGCCCCCGGACUCCCAGUUUCUUCUGCUCAAGCUGGAGAGAUCUGUGACCCUGAACCAGCGUGUGGCCCUGAUCUGCUUGCCCCCUGAGCGGUACGUGGUGCCUCCAGGGACCAAGUGUGAGAUCGCAGGCUGGGGUGAGACCAAAGGUACAGGGAACAACACGGUCCUCAACGUGGCUUCACUGAAUGUCAUCUCCAAUCAGGAGUGCAACGUCAAGUACCGCGGGCGUGUGCAGGAGAGGGAGAUGUGCACUAAGGGACUGUUGGCCCCCGUGGGUGCCUGUGAGGGAGACUACGGAGGCCCCCUUGCCUGCUUUACCCACGACUGCUGGGUCCUGGAGGGAAUGAUAAUUCCCAACCGAGUGUGCGCACGGCCCCGCUGGCCAGCCGUCUUCGUGCGUGUCUCUGUGUUUGUGGACUGGAUUCACAAGGCCAUGCGGCUGGGCUAGGCCUGGCCUCAACCCCAUGUACCUUGCGGGGGACGAAGCUUCCUGUCAGACAUAAAGCUGCCUUUCUUGCUCU
Molecule: messenger RNA, 2272 nt
Organism: Pteronotus mesoamericanus
Lineage: Eukaryota; Metazoa; Chordata; Mammalia; Chiroptera; Mormoopidae
Gene: MST1
Product: macrophage stimulating 1
Exons: 18
Coding region: 22-2199 (725 amino acids)
Biological process (GO): proteolysis; regulation of receptor signaling pathway via JAK-STAT
Molecular function (GO): serine-type endopeptidase activity; receptor tyrosine kinase binding
Source: RefSeq, a predicted model, not a curated record